AUGUUGAAGAAAGUUGAUGUGUGUGGGUUUCAGGAGGUAAGGUUUAAAGGUGAAGGUACGAGAGUCAUAAAGGGUGAAGAUAAUGGAGCGAGAUUUAAGUGGUGUUGGAAGGGGAACGGAAGUGGCACGAAUGGUGUUGGCUUUGCGAUAAGAGAGGAUUGGGCGAAGUCGGUUGUAGCAGUGAAGAGAGUUUCGGACAGAGUCCUGAGAGUUGAUGUACUUAUUGAGGCCGAAGUUGUGAGUUUCGUUGUGGUGUAUGCUCCGCAGGUUGGACGAAGUGCGGAGGAGAAGGAAAAGUUCUAUGACAGCGUGUAUGCAGUGAGAGCAGACAUUAGAGGGCGAUGUGUGAUGCUUGGUGAUUGGAACGGUCAUGUGGGAAGCGUAAGAAAAGGAUACUGUGCGCAUGGAGGUUUUGGAGUUGGUGAUAUGAAUGCUGAAGGCGAGGCUAUAUUGGGUUAG
Messenger RNA from Xenia sp. Carnegie-2017, 459 nucleotides. RefSeq lists its product as uncharacterized. Lineage: Eukaryota; Metazoa; Cnidaria; Anthozoa; Malacalcyonacea; Xeniidae. The record is from RefSeq and is a predicted model, not a curated record. Gene Ontology annotation, molecular function: catalytic activity. The transcript has a single exon. The coding region runs from base 1 to 459 and encodes 152 amino acids. Gene Ontology annotation, cellular component: nucleus. Gene Ontology annotation, biological process: chromatin remodeling.